Malaclemys terrapin pileata is the source of this 3150-nucleotide messenger RNA. RefSeq names its product amine oxidase [flavin-containing] B-like. The transcript is spliced from 15 exons. The record is from RefSeq and is a predicted model, not a curated record. Gene Ontology annotation, molecular function: oxidoreductase activity. NCBI's taxonomy places the organism in Eukaryota, Metazoa, Chordata, Testudines, Emydidae. The coding region runs from base 175 to 1740 and encodes 521 amino acids.
GUGUUCUCAGCUCCCCAGCCCCGUCUCGCCCCCCCGCGCUGCCAUUGACGGGGCGGCGGGCGGAGCCGGGAGCGCCGCUGUCAGACUCCGGCGGGCAGCGAGGGAGACGCGAGCGGCAGCUGCUCCGGGAGCCCCAGCCGCGCAGAGCCCGGGAGCGGGAGCCGAGGCAGCGCCAUGAGCCAGAAAUGCGACGUGAUCGUGGUUGGGGGCGGCAUCUCAGGUCUGUCGGCAGCCAAGUUGCUGACUGAGUCAGGGCUGAGUGUUGUGGUGUUGGAAGCCCGUGACAGAGUUGGAGGAAGAACUUUCACUGCAAGGAAUAAGCAAGUCCAGUAUGUGGACCUUGGAGGAGCAUAUGUGGGACCGACACAAAAUCGCAUCCUGCGGUUGUCUAAGGAGCUAGGAAUAGAGACGUAUAAAGUGAAUGAAGUAGAACAUCUUAUUCACCAUGUCAAGGGUAAAAGUUAUCCCUUUAAGGGUGCAUUUCCUACUAUGUGGAACCCUUUUGUCAUCUUAGAUUUCAACAAUCUAUGGAGGACGAUGGAUGAAAUGGGAAAGGAGAUUCCUAAUGAAGCCCCAUGGAAGGCACCACAUGCAGAAGAAUGGGACAAAAUGUCUAUGCAAGAUUUCAUAGACAAAGUUUGUUGGACAAAUGCUAGCAAGAGGUUUGCAACGCUGUUUGUGAAUGUGGAUGUCACCUCUGAGCCUCACGAGGUCUCUGCUCUCUGGUUCCUGUGGUACGUGAAGCAGUGUGGGGGGACAGGCAGGAUAUUCUCCACCACCAACGGUGGGCAGGAGAGGAAGUUUGUUGGAGGUUCUGGUCAGAUUAGUGAGAAGUUAAUGGAACGCUUGGGAGGCCGAGUGAAGCUAGAGAAACCUGUAGUCCGCAUUGAUCAGUCAGGUGAAAAUGUCAUUGUGGAGACCUUAGACCAUGAAUCAUAUGAGGCCAAGUAUGUGAUUAGUGCCAUUCCCCCAGUUCUUGAUUUGAAGAUUCAUUUCAACCCACCAUUACCACCAAUGAGAAACCAGCUGAUCAGCCGGGUUCCCAUGGGCUCAGUCAUCAAGUGCAUGGUAUACUACAAAGAACCUUUCUGGAGGAAAAAGGACUACUGUGGUACCAUGCUCAUUGAAGAUGAGGAAGCUGUGAUUGGAAUGACACUUGAUGAUACCAAACCCAAUUGCAGUGUUCCUGCCAUAAUGGGUUUUAUUCUCGCUCGAAAGUGUAGAAGACUGACACAUCUCACAAAGGAAGAAAGGAAGAAGAGGAUCUGCGAGCUCUAUGCAAAGGUUUUGGGCUCAGAGGAAGCCUUACACCCAGUGCAUUAUGAAGAGAAGAACUGGUGUGAGGAGCAGUAUUCUGGCGGGUGCUACACAGCUUACUUCCCACCGGGGAUAAUGACACAGUUUGGAAGGAUCAUUCGCCAGCCAGUUGGUAGGAUCUACUUUGCUGGAACAGAGACAGCUACAGAAUGGAGCGGGUACAUGGAGGGGGCUGUGCAGGCUGGAGAGAGAGCAGCUAGAGAGAUACUGUGUUCCAUGGGGAAAAUCUCAGAAGGUGAAAUUUGGAAGUCAGAACCAGAAUCAGUUGAUGUCCCAGCCCGGCCAAUCACUACUACCUUUUGGGAGAGAAACUUGCCAUCUAUACCAGGACUACUGAGGCUGGUUGGAUUUUCCACUUUCUUCACUUCAGUGGCUGCUGUUGGGCUAUUUGCCUACAAAAAGGGGCUGCUAGUUCAAAACUGAGAAAGGUGCCAGCACAAAGCUGUGUACUUGUUGUGUCCUUUUUCCAAAGUUUGUUUUGACAUGCACUUAUCUGUCUUCAAAAGCAGAUCAGGACUGGUAACGGGGGUGAGGGAAAGUAGAGAUGCAAUUUUAGAGUGAGGAUGAGUGAAGGGGUUCAGAUAAGGUAAGGACCCCCUGAACAUUGACCUAUUUUUAGCAUCAUCAUUUGAGGUUCUGAGACAGUGGCGGGCAACCUGCAGCCUGCGGGCCGCAAACGGCCCAUCAGGGUAAUCCACUAGCUUACUGCCAGACAGUUUGUUUACAUUUGCACAGCUUCCCGCAGCUCCCAGUGGCUGCGGCCACGGCCACACAGACGUGCUAGCCACUGCUUCCCGCAGCUGCCAUUGGCUGGGAAGGGCAAACCGCAGCCCCUGGGAGCUGCAGGCAGCUGUGCAAAUUUAAACAAACUGUCUGGCGGCCCAUCAGCGGAUUACCUGGACGGACCGCAGGUUGCCCACCACUGUUCUGAGAUGUUCCACUAUGUGUUACUUCACUUUGAGUUUCUAUCUAGGUCUGCAAAUGAAAAUGCCAAAAUACUGUGAGAAAGCUGUUCUUCUGAUAUUUUCAGCCUUUUGUACACUUGUAUCUAACCUAACCUGAACUCUGAACAUUUAAAGGCACUCCCGUCCCUAGUUAUAAGUGGAAUAUUGCCACACUCAUGGAGAUCUAAAAGACUUCAGUUGUAGCGUAAAAUAACUUUUGAAUAAAUGCAAAUUGCAGGUGAGGGUCUUUAACAGCACUUACAAAAAAAUGUAAGGCUAAAUUUUGAAAUUGUUGUUUCGAACUAUGUAAGUGCUCAUGAGUUUGUCAAGAGUAUAAUUCCCCACUUUACAUUUCCAAUCGCAUGUUAUGGACUAUGGACCCAGUGGCACAAAAGAGGCUAUAAAGGUGUCUUAAGUGGCCUCUUGAGGAUUCCCCCAGUCUAGCGGCUCUACAGCACCCUUAUCCUAUGUGGGUCCCAUGAGGCUGCUAUAGGUAGUGCCAGGGAUCAAAUUAACCCCCCUGUUGACCCCAGGGAGCCAUGAAGUAACUUUUCUGCACCCUUAUCUAAGCUUUUUGGGGUAGGGGCUCUCUCUCACCUUGUGUUUGUAGGGUACAGUGGGCCCUAGAUCUCAGUUGGAGCCUACAGGCACUACCAUAAUAAGUAAUAACUUUGUCCAGUGUUGAAAACAGCUUAUCUAGGCCAGAGAAUCUAAGCUAAUGUCUACACAUUUCCCCAACAAUUAGUCCUUGAAAUAUAAAUGGAAAUCUCUAAAUAACAUUUCAAUAUGUAUUCCUUGGGAUUGAUGUUGUGUUGAGGGGUGCACCUGGAAUUGCAAGGGUGAUUUCUCUCAUGUUCUGCUCUGCAAAAAUAAAAAAAGCCCCUGCUCA